Messenger RNA from Passer domesticus (house sparrow), 2004 nucleotides. RefSeq names its product G protein-activated inward rectifier potassium channel 3-like. Gene Ontology annotation, cellular component: plasma membrane. Lineage: Eukaryota; Metazoa; Chordata; Aves; Passeriformes; Passeridae. Gene Ontology annotation, molecular function: inward rectifier potassium channel activity. The record is from RefSeq and is a predicted model, not a curated record. Gene Ontology annotation, biological process: potassium ion import across plasma membrane; regulation of monoatomic ion transmembrane transport.
GGGCGGGGGCUCCCGGUAUUUUUAUCCGCGCGCGGCCGUUGCCGGGGAACGGGGCGGGGGGGGGCCCGGAGCGCGGAGCGAGCGGGGCUGCGGCAGCGCCGCCGCCGAUGGCUCAGGACAACGCCGCCUUCUGCGGGGUCCCCGAGGGGGUCCCCGCGGGGGUCCCCGCCGAGGCCAAGCCCCCUCCGCCGCCCCCCCAAGCCCCCAAGCGCCGCCCGUGGGGGGCCGGGGGGGCCGCGGCGGCGCGGAAGCGCCAGCGCUACGUGGAGAAGGACGGCAAGUGCAACGUGCAGCACGGCAACGUGCGCGAGACCUACCGCUACCUGACCGACAUCUUCACCACCCUGGUGGACCUCAAGUGGCGCUUCAGCCUCCUCAUCUUCAUCCUGGCCUACGCCCUCACCUGGCUCUUCUUCGGCCUCAUCUGGUGGGUCAUCGCCUACAGCCGCGGCGACCUGGAGCACCUGGGCGACCACACCUGGACGCCGUGCGUCAACAACCUCAACGGCUUCGUGUCCGCUUUCCUGUUCUCCAUCGAGACCGAGACCACCAUCGGCUACGGCCACCGCGUCAUCACGGACACGUGCCCCGAGGGCAUCGUGCUGCUGCUGCUGCAGGCCAUCCUGGGCUCCAUGGUCAACGCCUUCAUGGUGGGCUGCAUGUUCGUCAAGAUCUCGCAGCCCAACAAGCGCGCCGAGACCUUGGUGUUCUCCUCGCACGCCGUGGUGUCGCUGCGCGAAGACCGCCUGUGCCUGAUGUUCCGCGUGGGCGACCUGCGCGACUCGCACAUCGUGGAGGCCUCCAUCCGCGCCAAGCUCAUCCAGUCCAAGCAGACGCAGGAGGGCGAGUUCAUCCCGCUCGACCAGACCGACCUGAGCGUGGGCUUCGAGACCGGCGACGACCGCCUCUUCCUGGUGUCGCCGCUCAUCAUCAGCCACGAGAUCGACGAGCGCAGCCCCUUCUGGGACGUGUCGCGGGGGCAGCUGGAGAGGGACGACUUCGAGAUCGUCGUCAUCCUUGAGGGCAUGGUGGAGGCCACAGGGACGCCUGGGUGGCACAGGAACACAGUGUCUUUUUGUGGAUAUAUCCAUGGGGAUGUCAUCUCCGUGGGACACAUCGUCUUUGUGGGGACGUAUUUUCUUCGUGGGACACAUCUGUGGGGACACCUCCAUGAGGACACAUCAUUUCCAUGGGGACAUCUCAUCUUGAUGGGGACGCGUCCUUGAGGACACAUCAUCUCUGUGGGACACAUCCAUGGGGGACACGUCCAUGAGGACACAUCAUCUCCAUGAGGACACAUCAUCUUCCUGGGGACAUCUCAUCUCUGUGAGGACAUCACCUCCAUGUGGAUCCAUGACCUCCAUGGGGACACUUCAUCUCUGUGUGGAUGUCAUGUCCUUGGGGGACAUCUCGUCUCCAUAGGGACAUCUCCAUGAGGACACAUCAUCUUCUUGGGGACAUCUCAUCUCCAUGGGGACAUCAUCUUCUUGGGACCCAUCACCUCCAUGAGGACAAACAACAUCCAUGGGGACACAUCAUGUCCAUGGGGACACUUUGUCUCUGUGGUGACAUCUCAUCUCCAUGGGGAUCCAUCCUGUCUGUGGGGACACCUCCAUGGGGACACCUCAUCUCCAUGGGGGACAUCUCUGCUGGGGACUUCACAGCCCCCUCUACCAGAUUUGGGGUCCCCCAAAAUAAGGACACAGCACAGGACCCCCCCCAGGUGGGUUUGGGGUGUCCCAUGUUCUGGGGCUUCAGAUCUUGAGGUGCCCCAAGCCCUGGGGGUUUCACAGACCCCUCCUACCAGAAUUGGGGUUUCCUGUGUCCUGGAUUCAGAUAUUGGGGUCCCCCGUGCCCAGAGUGAUUCAGGUACUGGGGUCCCCGUGCCCAGAGUGACUCAGGUAUCGGGGUGCCCCAAAUUCUGGGGGUUUCACAGAUCCCUCCUUCCAGAAUUGAGGUUUCCUGUGUUCUGGAUUCUUCAGGAAUUGGGGUCCCCAUGCCCAG